CUCAUUGGUUACGGGAGCGAGCUGGAGGUAACAAGACGGGAGGUGAGGGCUGCUGGGCGAAGGAGGGAAGGAAGAAGAGUGAGGGGCUCGCCGUUGCUGUGGUGACGCCCAGGCACGUGUGCAGUCCCGGAAGUGGCUCCAGGAAGCGGCCGCACGGUGGGGGGGGAGGAAGUGCCGGCCCGGCCCGGCCAUGGAGCGGCCGCUGCCGCCGCUGCUGCCCGCGCCCCGGUCUCGACCCCACCGCCUCCUCCUUCUCCUCCUCCUGUUACUGCUGCUGCUCCCGCCCUCCGAGCUGGGCGCCUCGGCUGAGGAGACCGAUUGGGUCCGACUGCCCAGCAAGUGCGAGGUGUGUAAGUAUGUCGCUGUGGAACUGAAGUCAGCCUUUGAGGAGACAGGGAAGACCAAGGAAGUGCUCGACACCGGCUAUGGCAUCCUAGACCAGAAAGCCUCCAGAGUCAAAUAUACCAAAUCGGAUCUUCGGUUAAUUGAAGUAACUGAGACCAUUUGCAAAAGACUUCUGGACUAUAGCUUGCAUAAGGAAAGGAGUGGCAGCAACCGGUUUGCUAAGGGUAUGUCUGAGACUUUUGAAACACUCCACAACCUAGUCCACAAGGGGGUGAAGGUAGUGAUGGACAUUCCCUAUGAACUUUGGAAUGAGACUUCGGCUGAGGUAGCUGACCUCAAGAAGCAGUGUGAUGUGCUGGUGGAAGAAUUUGAGGAAGUGAUUGAGGACUGGUAUCGGAACCACCAGGAAGAAGACCUGACCUCCUUUCUCUGCGCCAAUCAUGUGCUAAAGGGGAAAGACACAAGUUGUCUGACUGAGCAAUGGAUCAGCAAGAAAGGGGACACUGCAGCCCUGGGAGGGAAGAAAGCCAAGAAAAAGGGGGGCAAGGGCAAGGCAUCCAGCAAGAAGAACAGCAAGCAGAGGAAGGAUCCGGGAAACCUCGAUGAGGACCCUCAUCCUGAGGAGGAUGAGGGUGUCCAGAAAGCCACCCCCCUCACACACAGCCCCACCGACGAACUGUAGAUUCCAACCAAGCACCCCAUCUACCGUCCUGGGGGUGCCGAGGGAAGCCCUUGUGCCUCUGGCAGACAAGGACGGACUCCCCAGCUCUGGGGGUUCACUGCACCCCCUGCUGUGCCCUUGUCCCGAUGAGGAUUACAGAGCCUGCCCUUCCUUUUCCUUUCCUGGCAGCCGCUUCUCCCUGGGGCUUGGAAGAAGAGCAGCGUGGGGGCCCCAGAGCUAAAAACUGCAUCGUGAACCUUCGAGGGAUGGGUCUGAGCAUUGCCAAGCCCUCAGGGAGGACUCAUCCCUCACUGUCCCGUGGGUGCACCCAUAUCUUCUUUCGGUGUUGGUGGUUCAGCAACGCCACCCCCCCUGUAUCAGAAACACCUUGCUCCCGGCCCCAGUGCUACCAGCAAGGCCUUCCUCCCCCCAGUCCUGGUUGAGGCUGUCUUCCCUAGUCCCUCCACAGCCAUGUGACGCCCAGUCCAGCCCUCUUCCACCCAUUUUACUGCACAGUGUGCAGAGUAAAAAAUAAUUGGCCUUUUUA
Messenger RNA from Dromiciops gliroides (monito del monte), 1553 nucleotides. RefSeq names its product canopy FGF signaling regulator 3 (gene CNPY3). Lineage: Eukaryota; Metazoa; Chordata; Mammalia; Microbiotheria; Microbiotheriidae. Gene Ontology annotation, cellular component: endomembrane system. The transcript is spliced from 6 exons. The record is from RefSeq and is a predicted model, not a curated record. Gene Ontology annotation, molecular function: signaling receptor binding. Bases 191 to 1027 code for a protein of 278 amino acids.